Phycomyces blakesleeanus NRRL 1555(-) is the source of this 186-nucleotide messenger RNA. RefSeq lists its product as hypothetical. The record is from RefSeq and is a predicted model, not a curated record. The transcript is spliced from 2 exons. NCBI's taxonomy places the organism in Eukaryota, Fungi, Mucoromycota, Mucoromycetes, Mucorales, Phycomycetaceae. Bases 1 to 186 code for a protein of 61 amino acids.
AUGUUUCAAAUACUCAACAAGUCCAUCUCUAUCAUUAACAAAAACCACCCAAAGAACGAACAUGUUCCUGAUGAUCUCCUUCCCGUUCCUUAUGUUCCGAAAUAUCCACUGAACCCCUCUCCUCCGUCUCCCACCCCGUCCCCCAUCAACCCGAACAAUAUGUGUCCUCCCGAAGCUGUUGCCUAG